Molecule: messenger RNA, 1593 nt
Organism: Cydia fagiglandana
Lineage: Eukaryota; Metazoa; Arthropoda; Insecta; Lepidoptera; Tortricidae
Exons: 1
Coding region: 1-1593 (530 amino acids)
Molecular function (GO): nucleic acid binding; zinc ion binding
Source: RefSeq, a predicted model, not a curated record
AUGACGAGGGCUGAGAACUCCGAUGAAUGUAGGAAAACAUUAGAUGACAUUGAACGACACUUAAGAAUUUUAAAUACUUUAGGAGAAAAUACCGAACAUAACCACCUUAGAUUCUUAAUUAUGGAAAAAUUCCCCGAGGAUAUAAUAUACGAGUUGAAACUGAAAUUGAAGGAUGAGUCUAUAGAAGAGUUAAGAAAAGAGUUGCAAGUAGUGCUCACGGCCAGAGAAGAUGCAAAGAGAACUUGUGAAGAAUUCAAGAAUAAGGAGAAGAGCUUCACUACAGAAACGCUUCUAAUACAAGAGUCCAGGAAAAAGAAAAGAGCAAGGUCGAGGAAACCAGAUGUUAGCAAGGACACACAUAAGAAGCAUAAACCAACCUUGACUGCCUUUAGUAAGACAUAUGCCAAUAAACGAAAGUUCAUGGAAGAAAGAAACAGUUCUGCACCUAUUCAAAAGAAAAGAAAGAUUUCAUGUAUAUUCUGUAGUGGAGAUCACUUCAAUGAUGAGUGCACCAAGCUCAAAACAGUACAACAAAGAAAGUCAAAGUUAAAUAACCGCUGCUACAUAUGUUUAGGUCUAGGUCACCGUGCAAGAACGUGUAAAAGAAAUUUUAGAACUUGUCUACAUUGUGGAAGAAAAGGACAACACAACAGAGCACUGUGCCCUACGAAGGAACAACCCACGAAGGAACAACCUAAGAAGGAAACCACGACCUCAUUACAUAUCAAUGACGAUUCGCCAACAGUACUCCAGACAGUUAUAGUUAACGCUAUAGGCAGAAACAAUACAAUACUCAAAUGUCGUGUGCUCUUCGAUUGUGGCAGCAUGAGAAGUUAUAUCUUACAAAAGGUAGCCAAAAAACUUAACCUGGAAUCUGAAAAGAAACAGCAUCUCACGGUAUUUACCUUUGCUGAGGAUAAACCUCGUGAGUUGGAGACUCCACUGGCCAGACUCUGCUUGCAAACAAAAACUAAUGAAUUAAAGUUAAUAUAUGUCAACAUUGUGCGCUCUAUGACUCAUGAAGUAUCCACCUUUAGCAAGGACUUCUUAGAAUGGGAACAUCGAAACAAGUAUAUUCUAUCCGAUGACGGAUCACUCGAAGAUCAAGUUGACAUCCUGAUAGGGAACGACUACUAUCAGUCACUAAUGCUAUCCGAGAAGAUAGAGAUAAAGGAAAAUCUAUAUCUAGUGAAUUCUGUGUUUGGUUGGAUGCUGUCUGGUCGAUCAAGAGAAGAAAGAGGAGAAGAAUUAUCAGUACUUACAUACUUCCAAGCCUCAUACGAGACCAAAUUAAAUGAACCAGAUCUACCGUUGGAUAAUACAUCUAUGAGAGCCUUAUGGGAUUUAGAGUCUAUAGGAAUUGUCGACUCGCCUAACACCAAUAGAGAUGAAGAAGCGAUCAAGCAUUUCAACGAAAACACAAUACUAGAAAGUGGAAGAUACCAUGUCAGCUGGCCAUGGAAGGAUUAUCCUCCAGAGUUACCAACAAAUUACGGAUUAGCAUAUGGAAGACUUGUGGGGCUCGUGAAAAGACUGGAUAAAGAGACGUUAUCAAUGUAUGAAAAGACAUUAAGUGAUCAAUUGGAAAAUUAA